AUGAUCAAGCAAGCUGCACCGCAGCAUCCGCAUGGUCUCACCAAAUUGCAACACCGCCUUCUCUACGAAUCCGAUUCGGAAUCCUCGUUUGACUUUUCCUUUAGCUCCCCUUCUAGCGUCGGCUCAGCCUCCGAAUACAGCGAUGCAGGCUCACGCACCCGCAGCUCCAGUCUCUCGCGCCGCGCUGGACCACAUGCUCCUUCUGCCUCCCGCUCCGAGUCCAUCUCUUCCGUGCUCGGCUCUUCGGUCGCCAUACAAAGGGUCAUGAUGGCUACCGAUUCCGUUCCCACCCCUUCGCGUCAGUCACAGCGUCAGUCGGUUCGAGCCAUCGCCAGCGCUUUUGAGCAGGUUGGAAGAUCGGCUAACGUGCGCGCUCCACCUUCCAAGAUCUUCACCCAGCUCGCGCGCGUACAAGAGCAGAGCAUAUCCAGCAAUACUGCUGCUCAGUCACCGAAACAAGCAUCAAUGCUACCUUCUUCUCGCUCCGCCGGCUCGCUCUCUUUGCUAUCCACCGUCACUCCCAGCGAUGGUCUGAACAAGAUGGCUGCUCAACCAUCCAAUCCAACGUCAGGGCUACCUACCUCUCGAUCCGUCGGCUCGCUCUCUUCGCUCUCCUCGGGGUUGACCUACACGUCCGACGGUCGGCGUUCAUCAAAUGCCAGCGGCGCAGUUCCUGCAAGGCUUACGAUCACCAAGCAGCCCAUCAAGGGCCCGUCAUCGGCUCCGGCCUCCAGCGCUACAUCACAGCCGCCGCCCGUGUCGUCUUCUGAUGCGGAGAAAACCCAUCCCACCCUGCAGCAACAAUCUCAUUUCGUGUUUCCGCCUCGCAUUCCGAUGCAACAACAGACGAGGCAACCGUAUGACGACGAGUCUCAUGCUCACGCUCGCAGCUUGGACAAUCUAGACGGCAAAUACGAUGACGAUGACGAGCCCGCAUUCGAAAUUAUCCCUUCGCCUUCCCCUUCUCGCAAGCGCAGUGUGCCCUUGCGCCUCAGCAUCGUUGCAUCCGACUCUGGCGACGUGCAGCCUGCGCCUGACGCCGCGCCUUCAUCCCCGUCCCCGAACGCUUCGGCAAAUGCCUCGUCGCCACCGUUGCCAUCUCCGCUGUCGGCUGUAUCACGCGACUCGCUCGACUCGAACUACUCGCUAGACUCGCUGAGCGGCCAUCCGUUUUCGUUGCAAUUUGUGGGUGAGGAGGACGAGCGUUUUCUGCGUGCAAGUUCAGCUGCCUCCAUGCAGGAUCUGGAUGAAACCGAUGAAUUUCGCAGCCCCUUCAUGAACCAGGGUACUAGCAGCUUCAUAACCCCACCCUCGCCACCUGUAGACAAACAAGUUGUUGCACGUCAGCAGAUCGACGCUUCCGCAGCUCGUAGCAUGUUGCUCGUGGAUGCACCUACAAACAAGGCUGGUGUGUCGACGCUACAUCGUUUGAUGCUUUCCACGUCGCGACCAUCUUCCUCGUCGUUGUCGUCGACGGCGACAGCAGCACCUGCUUCGAUGAGGGUAAAUCAAGACACUUGUUUCCCACUGCCACCUGGGACAAUCGCCUGUACGCGUCGGACGGGCACUGAGAGCAAGUCGGCAGAGGGCACUAGGGAUGCGGUUGGCAGUGCGGCGGUGGAUCUUGGUAACGAGCGUGGAGCUGAUCAGUCGCUCGCGAUCGCUGAACUCAAGAGACAGGCUGCAACGUUGCUCGAGUCGAUCCGUUCGCUAGGCAACGAAAUCGACGAAUCCAUCCCUCCCACUCACAGACUGCCAGCCAGCUCGUACCGAUCAUCCACGUCCAAUCCAACCCACAGUGGCACUGCCCAUGCUCCCGCAAAAGCGCCCUUCGUUGCAGUCGACCAAACAUACUCGGACCUGUGGAGCUUGAUGGACUCCUGGUACUGGUCCAGCUUCCAACUCACUCCCAACCACCAUCACCUCUCCAAACCAUCCUGA
Molecule: messenger RNA, 1941 nt
Organism: Mycosarcoma maydis (corn smut)
Lineage: Eukaryota; Fungi; Basidiomycota; Ustilaginomycetes; Ustilaginales
Exons: 1
Coding region: 1-1941 (646 amino acids)
Source: RefSeq, a predicted model, not a curated record